GUGCGGCUGACGCAGGCGCGGCUGGACCAGCUGCUGGAGGCGGAGAUCACCACGCUGGCGUCCCAGGCUCUCCAGACGGAUGUGCAUCCCAUGUCGCUGCAGGACUCCAUGAGGGACCCCGGGGAGCUCGCCCAGCUGCUCUUCGACCAGCUGCCGGUCCAGUACGCCCAGAGGAUACAGAUGCUGGAGCAGCUGCCAGACUGGCACAGGAGGGAUGAGGUCCGGAACGUGCGGCAGAUGUACGUGACGUCGUUCAAGGAGAUGCGGCUAGCAGACCCAAGGGACACCGCAGCGUUCAAGAAGCAGCUGUCGAACAUCAAGAAGCGCCCAUCACCAUUUGCACACGAACCUGCUUGUUGCAGGCUUCAGGAAGUACGCGCAGGAGGAGCAGCUUCGGGAAGAUCAGAUCAACCAGUGGCUGGAUAA
Messenger RNA from Prorocentrum cordatum, 426 nucleotides. Lineage: Eukaryota; Dinophyceae; Prorocentrales; Prorocentraceae. The record is from the annotation of a GenBank genome assembly.